This is a messenger RNA of Octopus sinensis (East Asian common octopus), 743 nucleotides long. RefSeq names its product chitotriosidase-1-like. The transcript has 3 exons. Gene Ontology annotation, molecular function: chitin binding; chitinase activity. The coding region runs from base 111 to 743 and encodes 210 amino acids. Lineage: Eukaryota; Metazoa; Mollusca; Cephalopoda; Octopoda; Octopodidae. Gene Ontology annotation, cellular component: extracellular region. The record is from RefSeq and is a predicted model, not a curated record. Gene Ontology annotation, biological process: carbohydrate metabolic process; chitin catabolic process.
AUACAGGCCAGGGGGGUUUGAAUUUGAUGACAGCCAUUUAGCAAACCUCUGUACGCAUAUAAUAUAUGCAUUCUGCACCAUUGAUGUAAAUAAUCUUUCUAUUAUUUCAAAUGACAAUUGGUCAAUAUAACGAUUUUCAUAGAAUCACUUCUCUUAAACGUUUGAAUCCUCGUUUGAAAAUCCUGCUUUCUGUCGGAGGGUGGAACACACUGCUCAAUGAAUUUACGAUUGUAUCAAGAAGCGACUCUAAUGCAAAAACAUUUGCUAAAAAUACAAAAGACUUUUUAAAGAAAUACAAUUUUGACGGAUUUGACAUUGAUUGGGAAUUUCCUCACAAUCAAAAACAAGCGUACAGUCGACUUUUGAAAACUAUGAGCACAGAAUUUCAAAAAGGCUCAAAAAGAUAUUUGUUGACAGCAGCUGUUUCAGCAGGAGUUUCGACAAUUCAGGUUUCAUAUGAAAUAAAAGAAAUUUCUAGGUUAAAUAUUUACAUUUUGACAAUUAGAUACCUUGAUUACAUCAACUUAAUGACUUAUGAUUUUUACGGUCAAUUUUCGAACACUGUUGGCCAUCAUACAGGAUUAUAUGGAAUAAACGAUGCUGAUACUUUCAACACGGCAAAAUAUGUGAAAGAUAAUGGACUAGCAGGGAUGUUUGUGUGGACUUUAGAUUUUGACGAUGUUAAUGGAAAUGAAUGCGGCCAAGGACAAUCGCCCUUGAUAUCACAAAUAAAAAAUCACUGA